AUCUGGGCCGUCGGAUUGGGGAUACGAGUGUGGAGAUCGCGGGUUGUGGAGAGAGACGUAGUAGAGGGGAGAAACAAAGCUUUGAUUUCUUGAGCUGGCAAUGGCGGCUUUGGCGAGGCCCGAGAUUCUGGGACGAGCAGUGGUAGCGGGCGCCUUGCCAGUCGCCGGAAGGAGCAGUAGAUCAUCCACAGUCCAGGCACUGCUAAAGAAGAAGAAGGCCGCCAAGCCCAAGGCCAAAGCGCCAGCUCCAGCCAACGAUGAGCUCGCGAAGUGGUAUGGGGAGUCGAGAAGGAUCUAUCUCCCCGAGGGAAUUCUCGAUCGAUCGGACGUGCCAGAGUACUUGACAGGAGAAGUUCCUGGAGACUAUGGCUUUGAUCCAUUUGGACUGAGCAAGAAGCCAGCGGACUUCGACAAAUAUCAAGCCUACGAACUCAUUCACGCUCGAUGGGCGAUGCUCGGCGCUGCUGGAUUUGUUAUUCCCGAGGCUUUCAACAAGUUUGGAGCACAGUGUGGCCCCGAGGCAGUGUGGUUCAAGACUGGAGCACUGCUUCUCGACGGUGGCACGCUGAAUUACUUCGGAGCAAACAUUCCAAUCAACCUCGUCCUGGCUGUUCUUGCCGAGGUGAUCCUUGUUGGAGGAGCUGAGUACUACAGAUCGAUAAACAACCUGGGAUUGGACAGGCUCCACCCGGGAGGUCCAUUCGAUCCUUUGGGCCUCGCAAAGGACCCAGACAACUUCGCUCUACUCAAAGUAAAGGAGAUUAAAAACGGGAGAUUGGCAAUGUUUGCAAUGCUGGGAUUUUUCAUCCAAGCUUACGCGACUGGCGAGGGUCCCGUGGAGAACUUGACGACUCAUCUCAGUGAUCCUUUCGGCAACAAUCUGCUGUCCGUGAUCGCUGGAGGAAUCGAGAAAUGAGAGACCGAAAAAGAGCCAAGAAAAAAAAAAGGAAAGAGCUUACGCACGGAGCUUUAGCUUGUAACCUCUACUGUGUCACGGCCUUCGAGGAAGAAAAAUUGUCCGGGCUCACAA
Selaginella moellendorffii is the source of this 1030-nucleotide messenger RNA. Its product is annotated as chlorophyll a-b binding protein CP26, chloroplastic. Gene Ontology annotation, cellular component: chloroplast thylakoid membrane; plastoglobule. Bases 101 to 916 code for a protein of 271 amino acids. NCBI's taxonomy places the organism in Eukaryota, Viridiplantae, Streptophyta, Lycopodiopsida, Selaginellales, Selaginellaceae. Gene Ontology annotation, biological process: response to light stimulus; photosynthesis, light harvesting in photosystem I. The record is from RefSeq and is a predicted model, not a curated record. The transcript has 6 exons.